AUGAAACGAUCCACAAGGAAGCCUGUGGGAAGGCCCCCAGGGUCCAAGAAUAAGUCAAGCUCCAGCACUCAACCAGUGUCCCGACCUCUGGAGCCCUCCAUGAAGGUCUUUUCUUUUAGGGUACCCCCAAACAAGGACAUCAUGGAGUUCAUCUUGAACAUUGCUCAUAAUGGUCAUGUCAGUGUGGCCAUCAUUAGUGCCUCUGGCACAGUCAACAAUGUGACCCUUCAAAACUCAACCAUGCAGCAUGGUCCCUUCACUUUGCUCUCCCUUGCUGGUUCCUACUUAUACAACAACCUCUAUACCCUUUACCCUGGAGCCACCCCUCCCUUUCCCCUAUCUUUCACCAUCAACCUCUCAACCCCUAAUGGCCACAUAUUCGGAGGUGUCAUUAGUGGUAGCGUCAUUGCCCGUCAAGAUGUUAAACUCACCGUCUCGACCUUCAAGAACAGUGGUAUCCUCAAGUUUCCUCCAGAUCUCGAUAACAAUCAAAACAAUAACAUCAGCACUUCCACCAAAAACAACACUGAAUGA
This is a messenger RNA of Vigna radiata var. radiata (mung bean), 534 nucleotides long. RefSeq names its product AT-hook motif nuclear-localized protein 17-like. The record is from RefSeq and is a predicted model, not a curated record. The coding region runs from base 1 to 534 and encodes 177 amino acids. The transcript has a single exon. Gene Ontology annotation, cellular component: nucleus. NCBI's taxonomy places the organism in Eukaryota, Viridiplantae, Streptophyta, Magnoliopsida, Fabales, Fabaceae. Gene Ontology annotation, molecular function: DNA-binding transcription factor activity; minor groove of adenine-thymine-rich DNA binding.